GAUCGCAGCCGAACGCGCUAACCAAUUGAUUAACCAUUUUAAUUAUUAUAAUGUUAUUUACAAACUUUUGCGGGUUUACGAUAUUUUGUAAACGAUAUAAAUCAAUAUUUUUGUAUGGGGAUAUAGUACGUCUAAUGUUUAAAACUGCUCAUAGGUACUAUAUUCUUUUUACACGAUUUUCAAGUUUCCCGGAUAACUCAAAAUUUACGGUGUAUAAGGAUGGAUAUGCAAUGAAGAAUUGAAUUGAAUUAUGGAGCAACAAGAUCCUGCCAGAUAGAAAUUAUGCAGAAAUUUGCAUAAUUUGAUCAGCUGCAGAAAGGCUUUAUCAUUAUAGUAUGAUAUCUUCUUGCUAAAGUUAAUAAUGAAGAUCAUCGGCGAGUUAGCCCUACUCGGGGCUAUAGCAUCGGUCUUCGUGGUGGCAGCCCAGGGUCGGGCAGCGGAGAGGCAGGCGGAGGAGGCAGCAGGGAGGCAAUACAUGAGGAAGCUCGACGAAGCCACAUCUCAAGCUAAGAACAGGCUGACCAUAGCUUCCUGGAACUAUCAGAGCAAUAUUACAAAUUACAAUCAGGAGCAAAUGUUGCAAAUCUCAUUAGAAGUGGCAGAAGAAGAAAAGGAAGCUUGGAAGGAAACAAUGAGUUACCUCUGGCAUGAGUUUGAAGACCAAGACCUCAAGAGGAUGUUCAAGAAAUACUCAGAGUUGGGCACAUCUGCGUUGCCUGAAGACUUGAACCAGCGGCUCAUACAGGCUGUGAACAACAUGCAGACAAAUUAUGCUAAGGCCACUAUUUGCGAUUACAAGGAUCGGACGAAAUGUGACCUUCACGUGGAACCUGAGGUAACAGACAUAUUCGCAAACAGCGAAGACCCCGAGGAACUGAAAUACACCUGGAUCGAAUGGCACAAAGCUGCAGGGGCACCGUCCAGGGGCAAUUUCACUGAGUACAUUGCGAUGGACAACGAAGCCGCUAAACUAAAUGGCUAUGACACCAUGGCUGAGUUUUGGUUAAACGAAUAUGAAAUGAAGAACGAAGAUGAAUUCGCUACUUUGUGGAGUCAGAUAAAGCCCCUGUACCAACAAAUCCAUGCGUAUGUACGUGGGAAGUUGAGGCAGAAGUAUGGUGAAAAUGUUGUAUCAGCCAAGGGACCUAUUCCAGCUCAUCUCUUAGGUAAUAUUUGGGCACAGACUUGGUCGAACGUUGAAAAGUUCACUAAGCCAUUCCCUGACAAACCUGAGGUUGACAUCACUGCCGCUUUAAUAGCUCAGAACUAUACACCACUAAAAAUGUUCCAAACUGCUGAAGAAUUCUUCACAUCGCUUACAUUGAGUCCAAUGCCGGAUCUGUUUUGGGACAAAUCCAUAAUAGAAAAGCCCAAUGAUGGAAGAGACAUGGUUUGCCAUGCUUCGGCUUGGGAUUUCUUCGACGGCGAAGACUUUAGGAUCAAACAAUGCACAACGAUCACAAGUGAAUUCUUCACGACCACCCAUCAUGAAAUGGGCCAUAUUCAAUAUUAUCUACAAUACAAAGAUCAGCCUGUCAUCUAUAGAGCGGGAGCGAAUGCCGGUUUUCACGAGGCUGUAGGUGAUGUCAUUGCCCUCUCAGUAUCGUCUCCGAAGCAUUUAAGAGUGAUGGGUCUCUUAGAAGAUGGUGUAGAUGAUCAGGAAUCUAAUAUCAAUCAACUGUACAAAAUGGGCCUAGACAAGAUAGUGUUCCUGCCAUUCGGAUACCUGCUCGACCUGUUCCGCUACAGCGUGUUCCGUGGCAUCACCGCUCCUAGGGACUACAACUGUCACUUCUGGCAGCUCCGGGAAUCUGUGCAAGGUGUCGAACCCCCGGCGCCAAGAUCUGAGGAAGACUUCGACCCUGCUGCCAAGUAUCACAUUUCGGCAGACGUUGAGUACAUGAGAUACUACGUGUCGUACAUUGUACAGUUCCAAUUCCACCGCGCACUGUGUCUGCUCGCUGAUCAGUACACCCCUGGAGACAGUAACAAGACCUUGUCAAAUUGUGACAUUUACAAGAGCGAAACUGCUGGAAAAGCUUUAGGUAAAAUGCUGCAGUUGGGAUCUUCUAAACCGUGGCCAGAAGCAAUGGAGAUGCUGACAGGCCAGCGCAAUAUGGACGCCAGCGGCGUGCUGGAAUAUUUCCAACCUUUGUACGAUUGGCUUAAGGCUGAAAAUGAACGCACUGGCGAGUUCAUCGGUUGGGAACCUAGCACAGUUCAAUACUGCACCCAGGAACAACGCAUGUCGAUGGACGAUAUAGGUUUUAAUGCAAAACUGAAGAAGUAUGUUGGACAGUAAACAUGGGACCAGAAAAAAUGCCUAAAUAAAAUAAGUACAUACC
Chilo suppressalis (striped riceborer) is the source of this 2345-nucleotide messenger RNA. The record is from the annotation of a GenBank genome assembly. NCBI's taxonomy places the organism in Eukaryota, Metazoa, Arthropoda, Insecta, Lepidoptera, Crambidae.